CAGGACGGGGACACUGGCCUUAGCACGGGCCGGGCUGGCGGAGUUGACGCCCCUGGCGGGGGCGGCGCUAGCGGGGCGGGACUCGAGCCCCCCCCCCAGACCGGGGCGCGCGCCUGACGCCAUCCCAGCGCGCCCGGCCCCUCCGCCCGGCCCGGGGCUUGUUAGUGUCCGGCCGGCUCGAGGGCAUGUGGGCAGAGAGAUGGUGCCGGCACCGGGCUUGGGGCUCUCCUGACUUUGCUGCUGUUGCUGACCAUGGGUCUGAAAGCUGAGGCCCAGCCUCGAGCUGAGGAGACUCCCGUCAGAGUGGCCGUGCGCAUUCGACCCCUGCUGCCCAAGGAGCUGUUGCAUGGACACGAGGCCUGCCUGCACGGGGACCCAGAGACCAACGAGGUGACCCUGGGGCGUAACCGCCAUUUCCACUUUGAUGCUGUCUUCACCGAAUCCUCAAACCAGGAGUCUGUGUAUGGCGCCUGUGUGCAGCCGCUUGUCGAGGCCUUCUUUGAAGGCUUCAACGUUACUGUGUUUGCUUAUGGCCAGACAGGCUCGGGCAAAACGUACACCAUUGGGGAAGCAAGUGUCUCUUCCAUCAAUGAGGAUGAGCAGGGCAUCAUCCCACGUGCCAUGGCUGAGACCUUCAAACUCAUUGAUGAGAAUGACCUGAUUGACUACACAGUCAGAGUCUCCUACCUGGAGGUGUAUAAGGAGGAGUUCCAGGACCUGCUGCAGGUGGAAACGGCCAGCAAGGACAUCCAGAUCCGUGAGGACGACAAGGGCAAUAUUGUAUUGUAUGGGGUGAAGGAAACCGAAGUGGAGGGGCUGGAUGAGGUCCUGAGCCUGCUGGAAAUGGGCAACACGGUCAAGCACACGGGAGCCACCCACAUCAACACACAGUCGAGCCGUUCGCACACCAUCUUCACAGUAACCAUGGAGCAGCGGCGCGGAGCUGGCCGACUCACCCGCCUCACCCUCCACGACAGGGCCUCGGUCCCGGCCUCCGGCCAAGUCCUGGCUUCCAAAUUCCACUUUGUGGACCUAGCGGGCUCAGAGCGGGUGGUAAAGACUGGAAACACAGGGGAGCGCCUGAAGGAGAGUAUCCAGAUCAACAGUGGCCUGCUGGCUCUGGGCAAUGUGAUCAGCGCCUUGGGAGACCCCCGCAGGAAAUGCAGCCACAUUCCCUACAGGGAUUCCAAAAUCACCAGGAUCCUGAAAGACUCCCUGGGGGGGAAUGCCCAGACUGUCAUGAUCGCCUGCGUCAGCCCUUCCUCCUCUGACUUCGAUGAGAGUCUCAACACGCUGAACUACGCCAGCCGAGCUCAGAACAUCAAGAACAAGGCCAUGGUGAACUGCCGCAGGGAGACAGAGCAUGUAGAGGAGCUGCAGCUUCAAAUAAAGAACCUGCAGAGGGCGCUGGAGCAGCGGCACCGCUCGGAGACCCGUAUCAUAAACCGCUCCGACGCUGCCAAGCGGUGCCCACAAGACCACACGGCCCGCUUGCUGGCAGAGUGCGCUCACUACAGGACAUGCACGGACGCUGCCUACCAGCUCCUGAUGGAACUGCAGGGGGAGGGCAACCUGACCGUGGAGCAGAUCCUGCGAGUAAAGGAGUGGUUGUGUGCGGUUGAGAGCGAGAGGAGCGAGCUGACCUCUGCCUCUGGACUGGAUAGCGGCAUUGAGAGCACCUCAGCAGAGGAUCGGCGCCCCCAGGCACAAGGCUCAAAGCCACCACAGACUCAGGUGAGCACAGAGAAAGCAUGUGAGGCAGCCAGAGACGAGCACCUGGCCCAGCUGCAGAGACAGGUGGAGCGUCUGGAGGAGGAGAACCGUGACUUCCUAGCUGCCCUGGAGGAUGCCAUGGAGCAGUACAAACUGCAGAGCAACAAGUUGCAGGAGCAGCAGGAUGCCAUCUCGGAGCUACAUGUGUGCCUGGAGAUGGCGAUGCCAGACCUGCAGGUGCCGGAGCUGCUGCAGAACAUUCACCUGGUGGAGCUCGCCCAGAGACCUCACACGGCCCCGCUGGAUACCACGCGGUCCCAUGGCCUCAGCCUGGUCCAGUCGAGGCCGUCCCACACGAGCCAGAGCAGAAGAGUCCAUUGUGGAAAGCUCAGCAGCAGCCCAUCCCACCUGGGGGAGGAUCUGGUGGUGCAUUGCCAAAGCCGUGCCUGCAGUCUGGAGGCCAAAGACGUGAUGCUGAUGAGGGAAUGCAGUGAGGACUCUGAGCCAUCCUUGGACGGAGAGGGGGAGCAGAAACGGUCCCUGCACCAGCGCAGAAAUGGGAUCCGAAGCUGGAGCAAGAAGGACGUUUCCAGCAAGGUGUGUGAGGAGCAGAGCAGAGGCAACUCAUUGCACAGGCAGGAGGAGCCCCCGGAACUGGCCAAAGAGGCCUGCGGGAGAAGAGAGCAGGCUGGUCCCAGGGAAGGCCUUUCAGGGAAGGACUCAGAGCGGCGGCUGGUGCAAGCCCAGCAGAAGAUCCGGGAGCUUGCAAUAAACAUUCGCAUGAAGGAGGAGCUGAUCGCAGAGCUCAUCAAGACAGGCAAGGAUGCCCAGGCCAUGAACAGACAGUACUGCCAGAAGAUCUUUGAGCUGGAGCAGGAGGCGGAGCAGGUGCGAGCAGAGCUGAGCAGUGGCCAGAAGCAGCUGCAGGAACUGGAGGGGAAGGAGCCCCAGGAUGCUGGAGAGAAAUGCAAACUUCAGGAAUAUCGCACGAGGGUUGCAGCAGCCCAGAGCAAGGCACGGGUGCUGCGAGAGAAGAAGCAAGCGACGGAGAGGCUGGUGUCGCUGUCUGCCCAGAGCGAGAAGCGGGUGCGGGAGCUGGAAAGGAACGUCGAGCUGAUGCGGCGGCAGCAGGGGCAGCUGCAGAGGCGCCUGCGUGAGGAGACGGAGCAGAAACGCCGCCUGGAGACGGAGAUGCACAAGCGGCAGCACCGAGUCAAGGAGCUGGAACUGAAACAUGAGCAGCAUCAGAAGAUCCUGCGCAUCAAGACGGAGGAGAUUGCAGCUUUCCAGAGGAAACGGAGGAGCGGCAGCAAUGGGUCUGUGAUCAGCCUGGAGCAGCAGCAGAAAAUUGAGGAGCAGAAGAAGUGGCUGGACCUGGAAAUGGACAAAGUCCUUGAGCAGCGUCGCGCCCUGGACGAGCUGGAGGACGAGCUGAGGAAACGGGAAGCCAUAGUGGCCAAAAAGGAAGCGCUGCUGCAGGAGAAGAACGGCCUGGAGAAGAAGAGACGCCGGUCCAGCCAGGCCUUGACGGAUGACAUCGUGCGUGUGUCCAGCCGCCUGGAACUCCUGGAAAAGGAGCUGACGGAGAAAAGCGGACAGCUCCGUCAUGGCAGCGCCCACGAUCAGCAGCAGAUCCGGCAGGAGAUCAAUAGCUUGCGCCAGGAGAAGGACCAGCUGCUCAAACAAAGGCUGGAGAUAGACAACAAGCUGCGCCAGGGCACCCUGCUAUCCCCGGAGGAGGAGCGGAUCCUGUUCCAGCUGGACGAGGCUAUUGAGGCUCUGGAUGCUGCGAUCGAGUACAAGAACGAGUCAAUCACAUGCAGACAGCGGGUCCUGCGGGCCUCGGCCAGCCUGCUGUCCCAGUGCGAGAUGAACCUCAUGGCCAAGCUCAGUUACCUCUCCUCCUCCGAGACCCGAGCUCUGCUCUGCAAGUACUUUGAUAAGGUGGUGACCCUGCGAGAGGAUCAGCACAGGCAGCACAUUGCUUUCUCCGAGCUGGAGAUGCAGCUGGAGGAGCAACAGCAGCAGGUGUACUGGCUGGAGGUAGCCGUGGAGCGCCAGCGCCUGGAGAUGGACCGCCAGCUCACCCUGCAACAGAAGGAGCACGAGCAGAACAUCCAGUUCCUGCUCCAGCAGAGCCAAGAGCACAUGGGCGAGGGGCUGGCCAGCAGCAAGCUACAGUUUGAGGGAAGAAUCCAAGUGCUGGAAAAAGAAUUGAGCCGCUACGUGUGGGCAAACCAGGUGCUGAACCAGAGGCUGAGUAAUCUGAGCCACCCAGGACAGAGCAAAGGAGCGGACAGAAGCAUGCUUGGAGCUGGGGACAGACCACCUGCUGUACUUGGGACCUGUGAAGAAUCGGGCACUGGUAUUGUGGAACAGCAGGUGCAGGUGGCUGUCACUGAAGGAAGCCAUAAGUGCAGGGAUGAGAAUAGGGAAUUGGUGCAUGCACCUUUACCAUCCACAUGGAGGCGCUCUUCACUACCCAGUGACAGCCCUUUGGGCCCAGAGGGGAUUCAGCAGAGAGAGGCAGAGUACCUGCUGAGACUUGGGCAGCCCCAGGAGGUGGUUCUGCCAUGGAACCUGGCUCCUCUGCCCAAACCCUGGAGGGAGCUGCGCAGAGCCAGCCUCAAUGUUGCUCCAGUGCCCUCCCAUCCAGGAAUGAUUGAUGUCAGGAGAAACCCAGUCUAGACUCAAGCUUUGAACCCUAACUAACUGUGCACAGCGCUGGGAGGAGCAAUCACUGCAACAGGUAGCUAGUAAAUACCUUCCUGCUCUGCCUAGGCAGCUUGGCUACAAACAUACUGCAUUUCAUUGAGGACUGGGCUGGGACAUUUUCACCACAAGGAAAAAUUGUUAAAAAGGCAGCUGAUGGGAGGUGUAGUCAGUUCCACUUUGGUGUCCCAGCCCAGUUGUGUUAGCUGGGCAGUCUUCCCCUUCUCCCCCCUCCCACCCCAUCCACAGCAGCUUCCCCAGGCAGAGCUCUGGUCAGGGCCUCUACCACUAUGGACUUAUGUUUACAGUUCUGGAGCCUGCCUGCUGGCAUCUCCCUAGGGGAAAGCCUCUAUUGGCUGCAGCAGGGGGAGCUGCUUUCUGACACUAGCACUACGUGUAGGGGGACUUGUAAAUAUCUUUGUAGUAACUUUUUUACAUUUCUGCUGUAACUUUCUAAUAAAGCAGCCUGAGUUUUAUUAAAUCACUUGUGUCACAGCCUCCUACACUCUCUCAACCCCUGAGGGUGAGGCACUGGCUUGGGAACA
Molecule: messenger RNA, 4970 nt
Organism: Chelonia mydas (Green sea turtle)
Lineage: Eukaryota; Metazoa; Chordata; Testudines; Cheloniidae
Gene: KIF7
Product: kinesin family member 7
Exons: 19
Coding region: 253-4401 (1382 amino acids)
Biological process (GO): microtubule-based movement; mitotic spindle organization
Molecular function (GO): ATP binding; microtubule motor activity; microtubule binding
Source: RefSeq, a predicted model, not a curated record